AUGAGCACGACUUCCCGAAUUGUCCCACUUGUGCUUCAUCCGAUGUCGUUGUGUCGCCUCCGCGAGUUGAAAUACGCAAGCGGUCUCGAGGUUAGGAUGUGGAGAAGUCGGAGCACCGAAUGCUACGUCUCGAUAUCGGGGUUUCCGUAUGGAGUGAUUUCAAGGUGGAAGCUCUCAUGUCUCGUCUUCCCCAGUCAAGGACAAAAUGCCGACGUGGGCCGGACCAGCGCAGUCGAUGCGAGCGAAGGCUUGUCCGCUCCCAAUCAAACUCGUUCCCGGGAAGGCGAUUUGAGCGGCCAUCUCAUUCGUUGUGCGGCAAAGGGUCGUCUUUUCGCCGCUUUGGUUGGCAUAAUCUGCAUCGACUCAAAAGCUGUUGUGGGCGAUCUGAUAUCUCUUGACAUCAUUUUCCCCGCUGCACACCAGGCUUACGGGAUGCUGAUCGUUAAUGCUGCAUGGUUGGUCGUUACAUACACAAAGAACGCAACGCUUGUCGCACGGUUCAUUUACGCCAUAUUGCUGAAUGCAGUGGAGCUGGCGCUCAGUGCCGCCAAAUCCCACCGAAGAGGCCAAUUUGGUGAACAGAUUGCUAUUCAACUGUCCUGCUGCUACGGCAUCUACGGUACGACUAUUGUUGCUUGUCAGGCGGUACACCGCGUGUCAGAGGUUCGCGAAACUGAGGUCGAUGCACUCGGAAGUAGCCAAGUAACCACGCUGGACUCUGCACGAGCCGUCAUGGUUAAGAUGGCAACCAUCGCGAAGAGAACGAGGUCACCGAUACGUCCAAUGUACAACAUGCAGACGUCAUACGCAGCUGAUAGCGACCUUGGUGAAGGAAUUUCUUCCCCACCAGAAACUCUUGACCGUUCAAGAAACUCUAGAGCGUGUCACAGGUGUCGCGAUUUCAAAGCGAAGUGCGAGCCCAACAGUAGCAAUAAAGAUAAGUGCAAGAAAUGUGAUGAAGACAGAGCGAGUACAAUAGGGUUCUCGCAUUGUAAACGAGCUUUCGUCCGGUCUCAUGAGAAAUCAGCCGUGGAACAGAGGCGUGGCCCGCCAAAAGGCUAUCUGCAUGCUAUCGAACGCAGGCUACACCUAGUCGAAUGUCUCCUAUCAGCCAUCGUGACUUCUCAAGACAUCCGUGCGAAGGGAGUAGUUGCCGCCCUGAUGAAGGAUCCUCUUGCCCGAAAGAUUCUAACAGAGAUCCAAGAAAGCGGGUCACAUAUUCCAACAGAGAGGCACGAACAAGUGGGAAUUGCGAGUCACAAUCUAGUAUCGCCUGGUCCUUACCCGAGAUUCGACGACACCAGAAAGCAGACGCGACAGGAACGCGAGUCAUUUGUCUACAAAGAACGACUCGUGAAGACGUUGCCCAUGGCGGAAUGGCACGACAAUUUAUCAGUGACAUUAUCAAGCUCGACUUGCCAGCCCAUCGAGAACACCAAAACGCCAGCCAUCUCCUUGGUGCCCGUGCUCGGAGCUGACCCCCAGCUGACGACCCCGGAGGAAUUUGCACUCCUCGAGAAUCUGAGUGACACAAGGCAGUGCACAUAUUUGCUUUCCACCAACGUUUUCCCUGUGGCGUCAGCUCCUGAGCAGACGGCACUGACAGCCUAUUCGCUGAAGCGUGUUCAUGAUAUCGAUAACAGCAAUGAUGUCGAGCAGAGUUCUCGAAAAAGACGUAGGAUAGUCGUCGACGCUAAGAAGUUAAACACACAAAUGGUUCAUGGUACACGGCCAGAUACAGUUGACUUCAAGUCCAGCGAGGAUGCGAUGAAUAAUCUAUUACUGCACAUGAGCGAAGAAAAUGCGCCGGAUCCAUUCCUCAAAAUACCUCCUUCUGACGACUUCCGACUCGAUAUGUAUCUUGAUCAAAUGAAAGAACAGUCACCUGUCUGGUUCACGCCUUGGCUGUUGUCUGCGAAUGGCUUCCUGCUCACACUGGUCGGCAUCGACCCAGAUCAGUCAUCUGCAACUGAGAACUGGCUAAUGGAUUACUGA
Molecule: messenger RNA, 1995 nt
Organism: Laetiporus sulphureus 93-53
Lineage: Eukaryota; Fungi; Basidiomycota; Agaricomycetes; Polyporales; Laetiporaceae
Exons: 19
Coding region: 1-1995 (664 amino acids)
Biological process (GO): regulation of DNA-templated transcription
Molecular function (GO): DNA-binding transcription factor activity, RNA polymerase II-specific; zinc ion binding
Source: RefSeq, a predicted model, not a curated record